GCUUACACAAAGAUAGAGAGAGGAAGGUCGCUCAAUCGAUCGUUGUGUGCCACUGCUUGGCUGCGAAGACUCAAGGUGGAUGAACUCUCUAGUGCGAAAAGCUGGAGUGAAGAAAGACAAGCAGAAGAUGAGGUGGUCUAUCUUCGUUUGCCUCUUUUCAGCUGCCAUGGCGGUGACAGCAUCGACUCUUCCUCAGGCGGCUGCAGGUGGCAAGCGUUGCUACUGUGAUAGCGACUGCGAAGACUAUGGAUACUGCAGUCAACGAGGCGUUUGUGAGGAUGGAUCACGGUUGUUACUGUGCUCCAGUGAUUCAGACUGCAGACGGGACUUCAGUCCCGCACACAGGUGCUGCAAUGGGAGAUGCCAAAGAACAAAGUGCUGUGUCCACAGUGACUGCAGAGCUCCGACGAGUAUCUGCUGUGUUCGUAGAUGCAUCCAGGCUGACUGUUGUACUAAUGCAGAUUGCCAUGUACGGCCUGGAGGUGCGCGCUUUUGCAGGAGCAGUACUUGUCAAUGGUGGUGAGCAGGAGACCAGCUGGGAUUCAGUGGGACUGUGCUGAUAGCUAGGCUGUGAAUGUAACCCAAAGGUUCUCCAUCCUGUUCUAUGUGCAAUUUCCGUCCUCGUCUUUCUUCUCUUCUCCCAUGCUUUGCUAGCAGUAGAUUCAAUCGAGCGUCUUAUCCUCACAGUUGAAUGAUGGUAAGAGGGUGGAUAUUGCGUGCAGUUUGCUCAUGUGCAAAUUUUUCAGCACGUUGUGAUGUAAGGUUCACCUUUUUGUUUUUGAGGUAACUUCAGCCGCGUCAAGAAACAAGUCAUCUUUUUCUUUUCCUUUUUUUAACGUCUUCUGGCGGUACUACCAAGGGUGAUAUCAGCAUCCCCCCUUAGUAUCUGCCCCACAGAUAGCUCCUGUCUCUUGGUGGGGGGCUACACCUUCUGGAAACCAGGUCCAGGGUUCCAUAAUAACGGACAAUAUACCAAGGCCAUUACCCAGCUUCUGCUCCAACAAGUAUCCUGUGACCGAGUUGAGAAUAGUACCAUAUGAGAGAAAGGGGUGGGCCUUGACUACUCCAGGGGGCACCAGGAGGUAGACCGCUAACGACUAAAGCUGACUUCG
Chara braunii is the source of this 1112-nucleotide messenger RNA. NCBI's taxonomy places the organism in Eukaryota, Viridiplantae, Streptophyta, Charophyceae, Charales, Characeae. The record is from the annotation of a GenBank genome assembly.